Messenger RNA from Drosophila bipectinata, 918 nucleotides. The record is from RefSeq and is a predicted model, not a curated record. Lineage: Eukaryota; Metazoa; Arthropoda; Insecta; Diptera; Drosophilidae.
UUUGAUAACGCCACACAAUCAACUUAAUUCUCUCCGAGUUUUUAUUUCAUUUUCACCGCCCAGCUAAGUCGGUUGUGUUUUUUCGUGAAUCAAGUAAAUAUUUGGUUGUUGGUUUCCCGUUGGCUUGUCACACAAAUUUCUAAUUAACCAAUCUAUUCCAGCCUUUUUGUAUAAUGUCGUCCAAACCCGUCCUCUACUAUGCGCCCCGCAGUCCCCCCUGCCGCGCUGUUCUGCUGACUGCCGCCGCCCUGGGUCUGGAGUUGGAUCUACGCCCAGUCAACGUAAAAGCUGGAGAGCAUUUGUCAGCAGAGUUCCUGAAACUGAACCCACAGCACACUAUCCCGGUGCUGGAUGAUAAUGGCACCGUGGUCAGCGACUCCCACAUCAUCUGCAGCUAUCUGGCCGAUAAGUAUGCUCCUGCCGGCAAUGACUCCUUGUAUCCAAAGGAUGCGGCCCAGCGCCGUCUUGUGGAUGCCCGUUUGUACUACGAUUGCGGCCACCUGUUUCCGCGCGUCCGCUUCAUUGUAGAGCCUGUUAUCUACUUUGGAGUUGGAGAACUGCCGGCAGAUCGUGUGGCGUACCUCCAGAAGGCCUACGACGGUCUGGAGCACUGCCUGGCCAAUGGACCCUUCCUAACUGGCGACCAACUGACCAUUGCGGAUCUCAGCUGCAUCGCCUCAGUGUCCACGGCGGAGGCAUUUGCUCCCAUAGAAGCAGAAAAAUUUCCCAAGCUGGUGGAGUGGGUGAAGCGACUGCAGGCAUUGCCCUACUAUGCCAAAAACAACCAGGAGGGUCUGGACAUGCUAGUGGGUCUGGUCAAGGGAUUGGUGGCCGAACGUCAACAAAGUUAAUUCCAGAAAAGAAUUUUUGGAUGCAUUUAAUUUUUGUUUUUGAAAUUUGAAUAAACAAUUUUUCGAG